UUUUUUCCAAUCCAACAUGGCGGAAGACCGCAAAAAUAAGGAGAACAAUGUGAUGCGCGACUUGCGCAUCCGUAAACUCUGUUUGAACAUCUGUGUUGGAGAGUCUGGUGAUAGGCUUACCCGUGCUGCCAAGGUGUUGGAGCAACUUACUGGCCAACAGCCAGUUUUCUCAAAAGCUCGUUUCACUGUCCGAUCUUUUGGUAUCAGAAGGAACGAGAAGAUCGCUGUCCACUGCACAGUAAGAGGACCCAAGGCUGAAGAGAUCUUGGAGCGUGGACUCAAGGUACGAGAAUAUGAAUUGCGUAGAGGAAACUUCAGUGCUACCGGAAACUUUGGAUUUGGUAUUCAGGAACACAUUGAUCUUGGAAUCAAGUAUGAUCCUAGCAUUGGAAUCUACGGCAUGGACUUCUAUGUUGUCCUAGGAAGACCAGGUUUCAAUGUUGCCCAUAGAAGGCGCAAGAAGGCUAAGGUUGGGUGCAGACACAAGAUCCCCAAAGAAGAAUCAGUAAAGUGGUUCCAACAGAAGUACGAUGGGAUUAUUCUACCUGGGAAGAAAUAAGCCUCCACUCUAUGAUAACCAGAAAUAAUAGAAAAGGACUUGAAAAAGCCAAUAUUUAAUUGUACAAACUAUCAGACAAUAAACGGCUGUCCCAGUCAAAUGA
Messenger RNA from Owenia fusiformis, 662 nucleotides. NCBI's taxonomy places the organism in Eukaryota, Metazoa, Annelida, Polychaeta, Sabellida, Oweniidae. The record is from the annotation of a GenBank genome assembly.